Molecule: messenger RNA, 13761 nt
Organism: Microcebus murinus (gray mouse lemur)
Lineage: Eukaryota; Metazoa; Chordata; Mammalia; Primates; Cheirogaleidae
Gene: TRANK1
Product: tetratricopeptide repeat and ankyrin repeat containing 1
Molecular function (GO): ATP binding; protein binding
Source: RefSeq, a predicted model, not a curated record
GAAAAAUCAGGUAGUACACAGAUAAAGUAUGAAGGUAAAGCCUCCCUCUCUGCUCAUUUCAGCUCCCCGGGAGCCCACCCCUGUUGGCAGUCUUUGCUCUAAUCCUGUAAGUCAGUUACAGAAUUUCAUGUGGAUACAUAUAUACAAUGAUUAAUUAAAAAUACAAUGACCUGGGUCUGCUCUGUUUCAGACGUGCUUAUAUCAAAAUCUACUUGGUACUUUUAUGUUUUUAUUGCAUCUGCUUCAUUGGGAGUAGAUAGGCAGCCUGUGACACCUCCCAACAACUGAACUUUGAAUUCUCAUAGGGACACGGUGAAAAUGACUAAAAGUCAAUAGUGCAGCAGUGUGCAACUGUCUUUAUGGUAUGUUGUAGCUUUCGCACCAUUAAGAAAACUGAAGGUGUGGGGCAGAGAGUGCUUAGUGCCAGGCAAAAUAAUCGCACACUAUAGUGAUUUAACUGGAUGCUGAUCUUUUAGCCUCUGUCUUGGCCCUUUAGAGUGUAGUUUAUCUCUUAAAAUGAAGUAAACAAGGUUGAAAUUCUAGCAUUACCAAUUUCUGUAUGACUGUGGCAAGUAGCUUAAUUUCUCUUUGCCUCAGUUUCCCUGUAUGUAAAAUGGGGACAUAGUCGUGCCUAUCUCAUGGGGCUUGUAAGAAUGAAAAGACACAGUGACAUAAAGCACCUACUGGGUGCUUAGUACAUAUUAGUGAUGAAGGGUUCUGUCACUAUGGUAAAUUAUUACCACUUGUAUUUAAUAAUUUCAUCUUACAAAUAGGCCACGAGUUGUGUGUUUUUGUGUGUGUGUGUGUGUGUGUUUAAAGAGAACUGACAACUGAGUCAUCUAUAUUCUAGGGUGGAGAUAUAAAGCAUUCUUCACUACACUGAGAAUGUAACUCUCAGCGAAUCCUGUUAGGAAUAAAAAAGCCUUCCGUGUGGUUGGGCAUUCCUCCUUUCCCCUUUCCUGAGAUCGUACCAAGAAAAAGAAGAAACAUAAGUGGGUGAAAUACAUUUGAUGUUUGCCCACAUAACAUUAAGAGCUGACUGUUGGUUUCUAGAGGAAUAUGAAAAGAUUAUUUUGAAGUGAAUAGCUUUUAUUGUAUUUGUAAAUACAGUGGAAACAUUUCGUGUUUGAAUUCUUCAAUCAAACUCUUAGAGAGUCUCAUUUUAAUAACAUUUAUGGUCUGAUUAAUAAGUCGGUACAUUGUAGAGUGAUUGGAAAUUCAGAAAAACAUAAGGAUGAAAAUUAAAACCCUGUCUGAUCCCAGUGGUGUGACUGUUAACAUUUUGGCAUAUUUUCAAUAUAUUUUAUGUAUUUAAAACUUGUUUGGGAUUAUAUGCCUUUUCACCCCUACAGUAGCCUGUAUUUUUCAUUUACUAACUUUAUCAUUAAAUGUUCUUUCACAACGUCAUUUAAAAAAAUAACUGUGUGGUGUCCUACUGUAUGGAUAUUCUAUAACUGAUUUAAAUCUGUUAUACAUUUUGGGACAUUUAGGGUUAUUUUCAGUUUUUCACUGUGGCAAACAUCAGUGAGGCUAAAUCUAUCCAUGAUAUAGUUUAUUUCCCCUGUAACAGAUGCUCAGAACAUUUGGUGUCAUUCUUGUAAUUAUUUUCCAAUGAUAUCUUUUUAAAUUUUUCAUUUUUUUAUGCACCAGUGAGGGUGAUCCUGUUUAUCCACUCUCCAUAUAUUUAGUAGAAAUUACUUGGUGUUCUUUUGUGAAUUGUCUAUUUAGAACCGUUGUACAUUUUGGUCAGAGUAUUGGUCUUUUCUUGCAGUGCAAAAGGUUAUUUAUAAAGGAGGGGUAUUAACUCCCUGUCAGUUAUAGAGGUUUUCUUGUUCUACUUGUGUGAUCAUGACCAGUUUAAGAAAUACUUAUUUGACAAAUGACUGACAAUAUUUGGAAGAUAAACAUAUCUUUAUUCUCUGGUGCAUCGAUUCUUUAAGUUUUUUUUUUUCAUGCUCUCUUCAGUCACCCCUGUAUAAACAACAGUCAUAUAAUUUAGAAAUUGUUGAAUGAAAAGUGUAGGUAGGAUUUUGUAUUCUGACUUAAGAGUCAUGUGUCUGAUUCUGCCUAAGGAAUGUAGCACCAUUUACAUACCAUAUUCCCGAGAAGCCAAAUGUGUUCAAAAUAAACUACCAUUUGUACCUGCUUGGGUCUGCUCCCCUCCUUGACCUCCCACCAAGAUUUGAAAUGACAGAAAUAGUAAUAAUUAUUACUUAUCCGACAAUUGUCUUGGUCAACAAAAAAACCCAAUAGAUUUUAUGACUCCAUAGAUACAUGGCAUCUGUGAACACCUGAACUGUUCACCUAUUUAAGAUCCUUCCCACCAAUGUGCCUUUCCCACUGCCAUCCCUAGAAGAUGGAAUCCUAUGGGACAUCUCUUCUGACCCCCACCUUUCCCUUGUCUCCUUGGCAGCUGCUUCUUGAAGCUCUCCUGGGCACUCUCCUCUCCUGCCUUUGUUUGGCAUGCUUAUUGAGGCCUGCCACAUAGUCAGGGCUGCCAGACAUUUCUUUCCAGCCACCCAGGCCACACUGGAGAAAAUCAGUAAUGUGCAUCUUCUCUGGGUCUUGCAUUCAAAUCGCUAUACCGCAGAUAUUUAAGCACCCCUUAUGUGCUAGACCACAGGGCUACAAAUAGGAACAAAAUAGGGGUUAUGUCCUGAAAGAGGAAAGUGCCUUUGGGGGGUGCAGACACUUAGGCAGGCAAUGGCAGUCUCAGGGACAAAUACCCCAAGGGUUAUUUUGUAUUGUUUUAAGAAGGGAGGGGAGGCAGGAGAGGCAGUGGUUGUGGCCCUGUGUCCUAGCCACUUGUAUAUCCACGCCUUCAGGACUGGGCCUUCCCUCCCUGUCCCAGCAUCUAGGAGAGAGGAAGGACUGUCAACCGAGUUUUGCUUGUACCAAUAGGGUGAUGUGGUACAGUGGUCGAGAGAAGAAACUUGGAAUUGGUAGAUCUGGGGUCAGAACUGGGAAAUGCCAUUAGCAGAUUCAUGAGGCAAAUGACUGGAACCUCUUGGAGCCUCAGUUUCCUCCUCUGAACGGUGGGGACAAUGCCUUCUUAUGGGCUGUGGUGGUGGACAGAGGAGAGAGUAAUAAUAGUGCCUGUUAGAGAAAUAGUGCUCACUACCUGCCGGGUUUAUGUUGCCUCAUGCGUGGAAGAGGCCUCCUCCAGAUCCUGAAAACUGGAACUGUUUUGGCUGCUCCUGAGGUCAGAAAAGCAUUGAGAAAGGAAUGAUCUUGUCUGGUUCCCUGGUGGUGAGAGGUGUUGCCAGGUUGUGCCGUCUGGGGUGGGUGGAGCCAGAAUGAACAACCUCCUUGUCCAGAUUCUCAGCACUGCAGAUGGGAAGGUGAACGUGCCCUGCACGGGCCUGACGGCGAGCCUCUUCUCCAUCCCCUCCCAGGAUGGACCCGAUAGCUUAUGCUGAGCUGUUGAAAGAAUCUGGCAACCAGGUUUUUAGGAAUGGGAACUUCUGUUUGGCCAUCAGAAAGUACGAUGAAGCCAUCCACAUUCUCCUGCAGUUACACCAAUGGGGGGUUCCCCCGAGGGACUUGGCUGUGCUGCUGUGCAACAAAUCCAAUGCGUUUUACAGCCUUGGGAAGUGGAACGAGGCGUUUGUUGCUGCCAAGGAAUGUCUCCAGUGGGAUCCAACCUACGUGAAGGGAUACUACCGAGCUGGUUAUUCCUUGCUGCGGUUGCGCCAGCCUUAUGAAGCAGCUCGCAUGUUUUUUGAGGGUCUGCGGCUUGUGCAGAGCAGUCAAGACCAGGCACAGGUUGCUGAUUUCCUUGUUGGAGUCUUCACCACUAUGAGCAGUGACUCCAUUGUUUUACAAAGUUUCUUGCCCUGCUUUGAUAAUAUUUUCACGACUGGAUUCUCAACAGAAGUGUGGCAAUCUGUAAUAGAAAAGUUGGCAAAGAAAGGAUUAUGGCAUUCAUUUCUACUUCUGGCAACGAAAAAAGACCGACUACCAAGAAAUAUCCAUGUCCCAGAGUUAUCACUGAGAACUCUCUUUGAGAAAUAUGUCUACAUUGGACUUUAUGAAAAAAUGGAACAUGUUCCUAAGUUAGUCCAGUGGCUCAUCUCCAUCGGUGCAAGUAUCGAGACUAUAGGACCAUACCCUCUUCAUGCCCUCAUGCGACUCUGUAUCCAAGCGAGGGAAAACCGUCUUUUCAGGUGGUUAAUGGACCACAAGCCUGAGUGGAAAGGCCGCAUCAACCAGAAGGAUCAGGAUGGCUGCACCGUCCUGCACAUCGUGGCCGCCCACUCCCCAGGCUACCACAUCAAGCGACAAACAGAAGAUGUGCAGAUGCUCCUGCGCUUUGGAGCAGAUCCCACUUUGCUGGAUCGACAGUCUCGGUCUGCUGUGGAUGUCCUGAAGAGGAAUAAGAACUUCAAAGCCAUCGAGAAAAUCAACAGCCACUUGGGAAAGCUGACUAUGUGUUCUAAGGACUUAUCAGGAUUCAGCAAUGGCGAUGGGCCCAUUAGUGAGAGCGACGUUUUCAGGAAGGCCUCGGAGCAGCUGGUGAAGUACAUGAACUCAGAAAACCAGUUAUUGCAUAAAAACUUCCUGAAGCAAGAGGUAGUUCAGAGGUUCUUGUGCCUCCUUUCUUCUCUGCAAGAAAUUCCUCCUGACCUGGUCUGUGACAUUAAUCGAGACUGUGCCAAUACCUUCAUCAAGUUCUUACUGGAAAAACAGAAAUGGCCAGAAGUGCUUCUGCUACUGACUGGCAAAGUAAGCGGGAAGCCACCGCUUAGAGAUUGCCUCAUCAAAGACUGCAACUUGUCAGACCUAGACAUCUGUACCAUCAUCCCCCACCUCUGUGCCUGGGACCGGCGGAGGACUCAGCUCCUGGGCUGCCUGAUAGACGGUGGAGCCUCGCCUGAGGGUCUCCAGGAGAGCCGGGAUACACCACUUGUCAUGUGCCUGAAACACAAGGACUUUGAGUUGGCUUUCCUUCUCCUGACCAAGGGUGCAGAUGCCCGUGGUAUUUCUCUAACAGAAGGUGAUACUCCUUUGCAUGCGGCACUCUACAUUUUUCUAGAUAUGAAAGCUGACAUCGGUUUUAGCUUUCUUAGUUACCUGUUGGAUCUGUUCUGGUUCAAUCCCACCGAAUUUUAUUACCUCAACCCCAACAUCCAGGAUAGCAAUGGGAACACGCUGAUGCACAUCCUCUUUCAGAAAGGCAUGCUAAAACGCACAAAGAAGCUGAUAGACCUGCUGGUAAAGUUUGACAUCAACUUCAACCUGAAGAACAAAGAAGGCAAAGAUGCACGGCACCGGAUUAAGAAGACUGACUCUUUGCUCUUGGCCUGGAACAAAGCUCUGAUGGAGAACAAGCGAAGAAGCCGACAAGACCCUGCUGCUCACCUGGGGAAACCCCCAAGGUCUGCUACCCCUGGUCAUAUGUCUCAGCUUAAGUCCCAGGGUUCUUUCAGAUCACUUCCAUGCAGCACCACUGUCAUAACCUCAUCUGAAGGAGGUGCAGUCCCUGACAGUUGGGAGACUCUCCCAGAUGCCCAGGUGACCAGGAAGGAGCCACACUGUCUGAGAGAUCGCCUUGUGCAGGACAUCACAGUUUUGAUUCAAAAGGUUGAAGUGGAUACAUCCGUCCCAGAGGACUGUCCCCAGUGCUCUGAGCUACUGGAGACAGGAGCUGGCAUGGAAGGAAAGAAAGAUGAGCUCCAGCAAACCCUGGAUGCCGGGGGCUCUGACUGUACUGGGAACAAUCCUCCUGUCCCUGAGGCAGGGGAAGGACAUGCUCAGGCUGGCCUUGGGGCCUUGCAGCUUGUUCCUGCUAGUAAUAGACAGAGGGAGGGCAGUGAUGAUCAGGGUGACUGGAGCAUGCAGGAGAUCGAGGCUUGCCUCCAGGACUUUGAUAACAUGACCUGGGAGGUUGAGUGUACUUCAGAAAUGCUGAAGAAGCUGUCCAGUAAGGUCAUGACCAAGGUCAUAAAGAAGAAAAUUAUCUUUGCCAUUCAGCAGCUGGGGAAUGGUGAGUGGACCCAGGGCCUUCAGAAGCGAUUGAAGCACCUGAAAGGAAACAUCCAGCUCUUUGAAGCUAAGCUAGACAAAGGAGCCCGGAUGCUGUGGGAGCUUGCUAUCGACUUCUCCCCUCGAUGCAGUGAGAAUCCAGAGAAGAUUGUUGCUACAGAGUGGAACACAUACUCUAUGGAAAAGUCAGGGCGAGUCUACACAGAAAUCAUCCGGAUUUGGGACAUCGUCUUAGAUCACUGCAAACUGGCAGAUUCCAUCAGGGCCAUUUGCAGUGCCUACAACCGGGGCUUGUCCUGUGUCCUGAGGAAGAAGCUGAAAGGUAUCAACAAAAGCCAGGUGUCAGCUAACAUGAAAAUCCAAAAGCGUAUACCCCGCUGCUAUGUAGAGGACACAGAGGCAGAGAAGAGUAGGGAGCAUGUUGAUCCCGAGUACUUUCCCCCAGCCAGUGCAGUGGAGACAGAGUAUAACAUCAUGAAGUUCCACAGCUUCAGCACCAACAUGGCGUUCAACAUCCUCAAUGACAUGACAGCGACGGUGGAGUACCCCUUCCGGGUGGGCGAGCUGGAGUACGCUGUGAUCGACCUCAACCCCAGGCCACUGGAGCCCAUCAUCCUCAUUGGGCGGAGUGGCACUGGGAAGACAACCUGCUGCUUAUACAGGUUGUGGAAGAAAUUCCACGUUUACUGGGAAAAGGCUGAGCAAGCAGGCAGCCCAUUACUGGACAAACAGAUCUUGCCGAAGAGAAAGUUGGAAGUGGAACCUGGAAAAGAGGGUCCAAGUGGGGAGGAGGAGGAAGAUGAUGAGGAAGAGGAAGUUUCCUUCAAAGUGAAAACAGUAGACAGCAUACAUGAGGGGCUGGAGAGCAAAGCCUGUGCAGGUGGAGCUGGUGUGGAGCCUGUAGGGGUCAGCCAAGCAGCAGACGUAUGUACACCAGGACAUCCCCACCAGCUGGAGCAUUUACAUCAGAUCUUUGUGACCAAGAACCAUGUCCUGUGCCAGGAGGUACAAAGGAAUUUCAUUGAGCUUUCCAAGUCUACCAAGGCUACGAGUCACUACAGACCACUGGAACCCAACAUUCACAAACUCCAGGACCUGAGGGACGAGAACUUUCCUCUGUUUGUCACUUCCAAACAGCUGCUCCUCCUGCUUGAUGCUUCUUUGCCAAAACCGUUUUUCCUGAGAAAUGAAGAUGGAAGCUUGAAAAGAACCAUUGUAGGAUGGUCCACGCAGGAAGAGUUGCCCAUUCCCAAUUGGCAAGAGGAUGAGGAGGAGGCUGAAGUGGACGGGGACUACAGUGAGGAGGAUAAAGCUGCAGAAGUGCGUGCAGGUGACAGUGACCCACGGGUGUAUGUGACGUUUGAGGUGUUCACCAAUGAAAUAUGGCCCAAAAUGGUCAAAGGAAAGACCUCCUACAACCCUGCACUGAUUUGGAAAGAAAUAAAAUCUUUUUUGAAGGGUUCUUUUGAGGCCCUUAGCUGUCCCCAGGGGAGACUCACUGAAGAAGCAUAUAAGAAAUUGGGGAGGAAACGGUCCCCCAAUUUCAAGGAAGACCGGAGCAAAAUCUACAGCCUUUUUUGUGUAUAUCAGCAAAUCAGAUCCCAGAAAGGUUAUUUUGAUGAGGAAGAUGUUCUGUACAACCUAUCCCGGAGGCUGUCCAAGCUCAGGGUACUCCCAUGGUCCAUCCACGAGCUCUACGGUGAUGAGAUUCAGGACUUUACUCAAGCUGAGCUAGCACUGCUGAUGAAAUGCAUCAACGACCCUAAUGCCAUGUUCCUCACUGGGGACACGGCCCAGAGCAUCAUGAAGGGUGUGGCCUUCCGCUUCAGCGAUCUGCGCUCUCUGUUCCACUACGCCAGCAGAAACAACAUAGACAAGCAGUGUGCUGUCCGGAAGCCCAAGAAGAUCCACCAGCUAUACCAGAAUUACAGGUCCCACUCAGGAAUCCUCAAUCUGGCAUCUGGAGUAGUAGACUUACUUCAGUUCUAUUUCCCAGAAUCUUUUGAUCGCCUUCCGAGGGAUUCUGGCCUCUUUGAUGGUCCCAAACCAACUGUCCUAGAGUCUUGUAGUGUAAGCGACUUGGCAAUUUUGCUACGAGGGAAUAAAAGGAAAACCCAGCCCAUUGAAUUUGGAGCUCACCAGGUAAUCCUUGUAGCCAAUGAAACGGCAAAAGAGAAUAUUCCAGAAGAGCUAGGGUUAGCACUUGUGCUAACAGUUUAUGAAGCAAAAGGCUUAGAAUUUGACGAUGUCCUCCUUUACAACUUUUUUACUGAUUCUGAGGCUUACAAGGAAUGGAAGAUCAUUUCCUCAUUUACACCUGCAUCAUCUGACUCCAGAGAGGAAAACUGGCCAUUGGUUGAAGUGCCCCUGGAGAAGCGGAGCUCCUUUCAGAGUCGGUCUCUCAUGGUGAAUCCAGAAAUGUACAAGCUCCUCAAUGGAGAGCUAAAGCAGCUGUACACUGCCAUCACACGGGCUCGGGUCAACCUCUGGAUCUUUGAUGAAAACCGGGAGAAACGGGCUCCCGCGUUCAAAUAUUUCAUUAGAAGAGAUUUUGUCCAAGUUGUGAAGACAGAUGAAAAUAAAGACUUUGAUGAUAGCAUGUUUGCUAAGACCUCAACUCCUGAGGAGUGGAUUGCCCAAGGUGAAUACUAUGCCAAGCACCAGUGCUGGAAGGUUGCAGCCAAAUGUUACCAAAAAGGAGGUGCAUUUGAGAAGGAGAAGUUGGCCCUGGCCCACAACACUGCCCUGAACAUGAAAUCUAAGAAAGUCAGCCCAAAGGAAAAGCAGUUGGAGUAUUUGGAACUGGCUAAGACCUAUUUGGAGUGCAGUGAGCCAAAGCUAUCCCUGAAGUGUCUGAGCUACGCCAAGGAGUUCCAGCUCUCUGCCCAGCUGUGUGAGAGGCUAGGAAAGAUAAGAGAUGCUGCGUAUUUCUAUAAGCGAAGCCAGUGCUACAAAGAUGCUUUCAGAUGCUUUGAGCAGAUUCAGGAAUUUGAUCUAGCACUCAAAAUGUGCUGCCAAGAGGAGCUUUUUGAAGAAGCUGCUAUUGCAGUGGAAAAGUAUGAAGAAAUACUAAGGACCAAGACCCUUCCCAUUUCCAAGCUCUCCUAUUCUGCCAGUCAGUUUUACUUGGAAGCCGCAGCAAAGUACCUUAGUGCAAAUAAGAUCAAGGAAAUGAUGGCUGUCCUCUCGAAGCUAGAUAUAGAGGACCAGUUGGUGUUCCUGAAGUCUCGGAAAUGCGUAGCAGAAGCUGCAGACUUGCUGAACAGGGAAGGUCGGAGAGAAGAGGCUGCUCUGUUGAUGAAGCAACACGGCUGCCUCCUGGAGGCUGCCAGGCUUACUACGGACAAGGACUUCCAGGCCUCGUGUCUGCUGGGGGCUGCCCGCCUUAAUGUGGCCAGGGAUUCUGAUGUGGAACAUACCAAGGCCAUUCUGAGAGAAGCACUUGACCUUUGCUAUCAAACCAGCCAGUUGUCCGGCAUCGCCGAGGCCCAAUUCCUGCAAGGGGUAAUUCUGAGAGACUUUCAGAAGCUCAAGGAUGCCUUUUUCAAGUUUGACACACUCAACCACUCAGCUGGAGUGGUGGAAGCGCUCUAUGAAGCAGCCAGCCAGUGUGAGGUCGAGCCUGAGAAGGUUCUGGCCCUGGCUCCAGAGGGCUUGGAAGUCCUCCUCAAUCUAGUCAGGGCCCUCAAAAGAGUGACUAACAAUGCUGAGAAGGAAAUGGUCAAAUCUUGCUUUGAGUUUUUUGGGAUUUCCCAGGUGGAUGCCAAAUAUUGCCAGAUUGCUCAAAAUGACCCUGGGCCUAUAUUAAGAAUAAUUGUUGACCUGGAUUUAAACUUGAGAGAGAAGAAGACAAAAGACCAUUACUUGAUAAUGACUGACCAGGUGAAAUUAGCCUUAAACAAACACCUUUUGAGCAGGAUGUGUCAGAUUACACAGAGCUUGCUUGGGAAGACCUACCCACGGGUCUGCACGAGGUUUCUUGUAGGCUUAAAAUGUGAGGAGGAAAACUGCGAUGCUUUUCACAGGCCUCUGCGGCGUUGUGAGGCCAAGUGUAUGGUUCAGUCGAAAAUGUACCUAGUGGCAAUUAUCGGAUUGCUUCUGGAAGCCAAAAAAGUAUUCCCUAAAAUUUUAGCUGAAGAACUUGAAGAAAUUGAUUAUAUUUUAUCUACAGAUAUGUAUGGACCUUGCAAAUCCUUACUGAAUGUCCUCUUCCCUAAGCAUUUCCAUCAGAGAGUGUUGUCAGAAAACCCCAUGGCAUGCAAAGAAAUCCUCAAACCACAUUACAAAUCCUUCCGAUCCUACAGGUUUGCUUUGAAAGAAUACAUCUACUUUCUGUUUCAAAAUGAAAAGGCACGCAGCCGCCGGGAAUCCACAGACCUGUGGCUUAGUGCCAUGCAAGCUUUCCUUCUGUCCUCCAACUAUCCGGAGGAGUUUGAAAAGCUGCUCCACCAGGAGGAGGACAACUACAAUAGGGAGCUCAAAGCUCUAGAGUCUGAAAAAGAGGACAGGGGCAGGGGGAGAGGUAGCAGGAUUAAAGGAAUAGAAGGUAAAUUUGGCAUGCUGGCACCCAAUAAGGAUGAUGAAAGUACAGAGAAGACCCACUUGUGUUUCUUCCGGCUGCUGGAGAAUUGCAUUGACCAGUUCUAUGUGUAUAGAAACCCAGAAGACUACAAAAGGCUCUUUUUCCGUUUUAUGAAUGUCCUCGUCAAGAGGUGCAAAGACCCACUCAUCCCCAGCAUUGGAAACACAGUGGCUGUGUUGGAGUUCCAGUUUGUCCACUGCGGGGUGGUGCUGGCCCGUCUCUGGAAGAAUGCCAUCCUGUGCCUCCCCAAGAGCUACAUUGCGCUCUUGCACUACUGGGAGUUCCUGUUUAGCAGGAAAGACAAAGAGUUUGGGGACGUGUUCUCCAUAAUUCAGGAAUACAAACCGAAGGAUGUGACAAGAGCCAUUCAGGAUUUCCGGUUCCACCUCUCCUAUCUUGUCAAGGUGCUAUGUGGCUAUGAGAAUGUGCACUUCAACGUUCUGCUUGAUGCCUUCAGUGAAAUCAACUGUGUGGUCUCAGGCGAGGCAGAGCGGACACUGGUGCUGUGCUUGGUGAUGCUAGUGAAUGCUGAGGAGGUCCUGCAGCCAUCCUGCAAGCCUCUCCUGUACCGCCACUUCCAGGAGAUCGAGACGAGGCUACAGCUCAUGAGCAUGGACUGCCCAGACCAGGUUCCCGAGAGGCUCCUAAAGGUGGUGAGGCGGGUGUUGAUGGCGGUCACUGUGAAGUCUGUGGCUGAGGCACUGCAGGACCUGCUCUUUGAGCGGGAUGAAGAGUACCUGAUGGACUGCCACUGGCGGUGGGACAGUGUGCAAACCAAAGGAUCCAUGUUCCGCGGCCUCUAUCAUGAGGAGGUCAGACUGAAUCGCUUGCUCUGUAUGGACCCUGUGGACUACUUAGCUGAACCUGAGUGUGACUUUGGUGAGGAUGAGACAGAUGAGCUGGCAUUAGAAGACCGAGACUACCUCCUGGCCGCCAUCUUUUCUCAAAAGCAGCGGAAGGCCUCCAUACAGCGAAAGUUGAGGAGGGCGUGUCUGGUGGUGUCUCUGUGCAUUAGCUGGAGGAGAAGGGUGGGCACCCAGGCAGAACACAUCAGGGAGGCCAGGGAGCCUGGGGCUGGGAAUUUCAAAAGGGCUGAUGUGGACAGGACUCAGUGUGACCUCUGUGGGGUAAAGUUCAUCCGCAGCCCUGAGAACUAUUUCAGCCCCAGCAAAGCAUUUGAGGGAGUGGCUUCAGAGGCUGUGAUCCUUUCCAGGGCUGAGCUGGAAGAGAAGGAGUGUCGGGAGAGGAACAGCGAAUCUUACGAGCAGCACAUCCACCUAGAAGGCCACCAGAGGCAGCAAGUGGCCUACCAGAAAUAUUCAGAAUUUUUCCUUGAGAAGGUAGACCCAGCCAUUGAUGAAGGCAAGCUGGUGGUGCAGGACAUCGAGCAGAGCGUGUGGAUCCACAGUCACCUGGGCUCUAAAGAGCACAGCCACAUGCUGCAGAGGAAGGUCCAGGAGAAUAUCAAAAGGGUCUCAGAUAUGGUGGAGGACCUCUACAGACGGAAGGCCUGGGCUGGUGCGGAGGAGGCAAUGACUCGGCUGGUCAACAUUCUGAUCCUGUCAGUCAGGCGUGCACGAGAGUGGUUGAUGAAAACAGAGCUCUGCUUAAAGGAGGAAGGUGUCGUUCAGGAAGAUGAUUAUGAAAAUGAAGUUGAAGACUUUGGUGAGCUCCGUCCUAGGAGGCGUUCACGGAAAUGUGGAAAGCAGAGAAAAUACUAACAUCCACAUCCACACAGCUGCUGCCUCCUCAACCUUUAGAACAUUCCAUCCUGACUUAGAAUUCUGAGUGCAGGGGGGCCCAAGGGUAAAAGAAUGUGAAUUAGCAUUACAGAAAUGAGUAGGGGAGUCUGCUAAGGCCUUUGCUUUUUGUUCUUGUUAUUUGUCUUUCAGUGGUCGCUUAGGGUCUGAUUACUCCCUCAUCUGCAGGAACCUCUUAAGUGUUUCCCAAGUAAAGUCUAACAGUAUUAGUUCCUCCUGCGAAAUGUGUAGAUUAGAGGAGUUGUAGUUGAAGGAAACAUUGGGACUUCUCCUUUCAAAGUCCCCAGGCUUUCUGGCUCAUCCUUAUCCUGAUAUGAGUCAAUAGCAGGGGACUAGGCAUUUAAGACAGACUCCUCUCACCUCAGAGUUGCCGCUGCUCUGGACCAGAAAAUCCCUCUAUGGACCCCUCAUCUCCUGUCACCCUACUGCAACAUUAAGCAGUACAAGAGCUGUGUGGGCCCUACCACCAGCCACCGUGAGACCAGGCCGCAUUCAGUUAUCUCUGGUUAUGUCUACAUUUGUAGUGUAGUUUCUUCCAUUAUAAAUGUUAGCCGUUCCUCUCUGUGGCAACUUUUCUGCCCUUCCUUCCUCCGUUUCUUGUGACCAUUCUCAGCUGCCUGUGCAAGUCACGUUUAGACUACCUCAGAAUGUAGUCAAGAAUUCGCCCAGAGGUGAAAGGCUGGGGAAUGUUGCUGGGGGCAUUCCCGGCUCACCUCUCCAAGGUGGUCUUAACUCUGCCUUGGUUGUGGUUCAGACAUUCUGAAAAGUGUUUUUUAUGCAGCCCUAUAUAUCUAGUUUUCUUGGUUUUCCCUGGCAUGUUUGCCACUCUAGCUUAGGUUGACAUUCUGAUGAGUUUCUCCCCGCUUAGCUCACCAUGGUAGGACCAUGACCUGCAGAGCCGCAGGUCAGUUAAGAGCAAGUGGACAGAGGAGGAAGCCAGCCCUACAGUGCCAAUCCGUGCGGAUUUGGCUGUGAAUCACUGCCACUUGGCUGGUCAACCCUGUGAGAGGGCAGGGUGUAGGCCUUUCUGUAGGAGGCCAUUGCUUCCCCCCUCCAUCCACUGAGCCAGCAGCCCUCAGUGUGGUCCCACUUGGGAAGCCUUCUUGCCUCUCUGAGGGUCACUGCCCACCCUUACCCCACCUCUCUGCUCAGCCUGGUGUGGAAAGGUCAGGUUCACACUGGUCUUUGAUUUGUCUUCACAACAGAACCAACUUUUCCCCCGUGUUGCUGCUGCUUUUGCUGCUGAUUGUUUUAUCUUCAUUGUCUUUCUAAAUGCCUCUGCUCUCUUGAAAUGUUUGUUUCUAAUUUUUAUUAGGUUAUGUUUCUAAGUUUUAUUCCAGGUGUUUUUUAUAAACUUGACAGAACAAAAAAGAAGAUCCCAAUCAAAUCUUGCUGUAUUAUUGCAUUUUUAUAAAGUUAAAUCAUUUCUCUUAC